Messenger RNA from Dermacentor andersoni, 732 nucleotides. RefSeq names its product male-specific histamine-binding salivary protein-like. The record is from RefSeq and is a predicted model, not a curated record. Gene Ontology annotation, molecular function: amine binding. Gene Ontology annotation, biological process: symbiont-mediated perturbation of host defenses. NCBI's taxonomy places the organism in Eukaryota, Metazoa, Arthropoda, Arachnida, Ixodida, Ixodidae.
AUCUGCCUUCGCAGCGACUUGACGAUGCAGGUAGCACUGUUGUUUUCUCUCUUUUGCGCAGCCGUCGCUACAAAUGAGAGUGGCGCCUUAGCGGAGAAAAAGAAGCCUCUUUGGGCGAAUGAAACAUUGCUUGGAAGCUAUCAAGAUGCCUGGAAAAGCAUUGGACAAGCAGAGAACGUGACGUAUGUACUCGCCAAGGCAACAUACGAAAAUGACACAGGAUCCUGGGGUCAGCAAUUCAAGUGCCUGAGUGUGAAAGAAACAAACAAGAAUGAACAAGCUCACACAGUCCUGUCUGUUUUCACGUUCAAAAAUGCGUCUAGCGGGAGUGGAUAUUACACUGUUAACGAAACAGUGGAGGCCACAUACACCCAUGGCUACAACCAGACAAGGAACGCAAUUCAUUACAAAGUUGAAAAACCAGAAAACUUAACAGACACACUCAUCUUUUCUGAUGGAAAAACGUGCGACGUGUUCUACGUGCCUUACCAAAACGAUGGGUGUGAGCUCUGGGUCGAAAAAAGUCACGCGAGCCAGAUCCCGGACUGCUGCUUGUUCGUGUUCAAUGUGUUCUGUGCGAACGGAAAGACAAUUUACGAUAAAUACAAUGCAACAGAAUGCGCUCCUCAGGGAAGCUCGUGAUUUGUCUCACCGACACUUUUAAAAAGCUCACUUUCUGUAGCACGCUAUAUGAACUUAGGUUUAAUAAAAGCGUAUUAGAUUGCAGUUGCA